CAGCGGAAGCGGCAGCCAGCGGCUCUCACCCGGCUCUCGGCCGGCCGGUUCACUUCCGGGCCGGCGCGUUCCGGCCCGGCUGGGCGCACGGAGGCCGCGCCGCCGGGGCCCGGGCUUUUGCUGCCCGGAACCGGGCCUCGGACCGUUGCGGAGGAGAUCGGAGCCCAGCGAGGAUUCCUUCCUUAUCGCCCGCACCUCCAGCUCCCUUCUACCCGCCGCUCGUCCAUGGCCCCCGGGUGACCUCGGAGGCCAGGCUGGGAGGCUGCCAUCCCGACCGCCCUCGCGGGGCGGGCGCCCGGUCUCCAUGGUAACGGCCCGGCCGGCGACGCGGCCUCGGGGGAAGAUGCGGCCUGCGGGGCUCGCGGCCUCCCCGGCCUCCCGAGCCUCCCCGCCCGGCCGGGACCACUGAGGACGCGGGUCCCGGCCGCGGGCCCCGGGCAGCGGGCAGCAGUGAGACCCCCCCUCUUGGGCUGGAGACACAGAUGGCCUCAAAUGAGAGAGAUGCUAUAUCAUGGUAUCAGAAGAAGAUUGGAGCAUACGAUCAGCAGAUAUGGGAAAAGUCAGUUGAACAGACUCAGAUUAAGGGCUUCAAAAACAAACCAAAAAAGAUGGGCCACAUCAAACCAGACUUGAUUGACGUUGACUUAAUCAGAGGCUCCACGUUUGCCAAGGCCAAGCCCGAGGUUCCCUGGACAUCUCUGACACGGAAGGGCCUCGUGCGCGUGGUUUUCUUCCCGCUGUUCAGCAGCUGGUGGAUUCAGGUCACCUCUCGAAGAAUCUUCGCGUGGCUGCUCCUGCUGUACCUCAUGCAAGUGGCCGCAGUGGUCUUGUACCUCAUGAUGCCCAUCGUGAACGUGAGCGAGGUGCUGGGGCCCUUGUGCCUCAUGCUGCUCAUGGGGACGGUCCACUGCCAGAUCGUGUCUGCCCGCGUCGCACGGCCCCCGGGGAGCAACGGCAGCCGCCGGCGGAGAAAAUUACGCAAAGCUCUUAAUGGAGAUGGGAGCCGAGAGCUUGGCAGCACCGCGGCGGACAGGACCGGCGCGGCCGAGGCGCCCGGCGCGGCCGGCUUCUGGGGGACGCUCUUCGGGACCAGGGUGCGGAGGGUCAGGCUGCCGCCCCACCAGGAGCCCGAGACCGACAACGACUCCGCCUACGCCCGCCACUCGGGGAAGAAGAAGCCGGGGCGGCCCGAGGGUAGGCCGUGGUCGGCGCGGGACAAGGCCAAGCUGUCCGACGGGGAGAAGAGCCGCAGGGAGGCCCUGCGGCGCCGGGGCCACGGCGCGUCGGACGAGCCUUCGAGCGACGAGGAGGGCGAGGCGCGCACGCAGAUGAUCCUGCUGCGCCGGAGCGUGGAGGGCGCCUCCAGCGACAACGGCGACGGGAGGAGCAGGCGGUCCAUCCUGGCCGGCCCCCCGAGCCCCCAGGUAAAGAAAACCACGAUGAGGUGGUGUCGCCUCGUGCGGGACUCGGACAGCCUGGCCGAGUCAGAAUUCGAAUCGACAGCCUUCAGCCAGGGCGGCAGGCCUGGCGCGGCCGGUGGCCCCCGAAGCCUGCGCCCGUCGAGGCGGGACUCGGAGAGCCCGCGGCAGGACUCGGAGACGGAGGACAUGCUGUGGGACGACCUCCUGCACGGCCCCGAGUGCCGCUCCUCCGGCACCAGCGACAGCGAGGCCGCGCCCGCCGCCCUGCGCCCCGGCGCCAAGCGCGACCCCAAGGAGGACGUGUUCCAGCAGAACCACCUAUUUUGGCUUCAGAACUCAAGCCCUGCCUCUGAUCGGGUUAGUGCCAUCAUCUGGGAAGGCAGUGAGUGCAAGAAGAUGGACAUGUCUGUGCUGGAGAUAAGUGGCAUCAUCAUGAGCAGGGUGAAUGCGUGCCAGCAAGGCGGGGGCUACCAGAUGCUGGGGAAUGCCGUCACCGCGGGGCUCACCCUCUUCCCCUUUCUUUACCGCCUUUUCCAUGAGAAGAGCCUGGACCAGAUCAAGUCCAUCUCGGCAGAGGAGGUCCUGGCGCUCUUCUGUGGGGCACCACCCGUUAUGCCUGUUAUCAUUUUGUCUAUUAUUAACUUUUUUGAAAGACUGUGUCUUACUUGGAUGUUUUUCUUCAUGAUGUGUGUGGCAGAGAGAACGUAUAAGCAGAGAUUUUUAUUUGCAAAACUCUUCAGCCAUAUUACGUCAGCCAGGAAAGCUAGGAAAUACGAAAUACCUCAUUUCAGACUUAAGAAGGUGGAGAACAUCAAGAUCUGGCUAUCGCUGCGCUCCUUCCUGAAGAGGCGAGGCCCCCAGCGCUCCGUGGAUGUGGUGGUGUCGUCCGUGUUCCUGUUGACGCUCUCCAUUGCUUUCAUCUGCUGUGCCCAGGUUCUCCAAGGACAUAAAACUUUCCUGAAUGAUGCUUACAACUGGGAGUUCCUGGUCUGGGAAACAGCCUUGCUGCUCUUCUUACUGCGCCUGGCCUCCCUGGGGUCUGAAACCAAUAAGAAAUACAGCAAUGUUUCAAUAUUACUCACUGAGCAGAUUAAUUUAUAUCUUAAGAUGGAAAAAAAGCCAAAUAAAAAAGACCAGCUCACUCUUGUAAACAAUGUACUAAAGCUGUCUACCAAGUUGCUGAAAGAGCUGGACACCCCCUUUAGACUCUAUGGGCUGACCAUGAACCCCUUGAUCUACAACAUCACCAGAGUGGUGAUCCUCUCUGCCGUCUCAGGAGUCAUAAGUGAUCUUCUAGGGUUUAAUAUCAGGCUGUGGAAAAUUAAGUCCUAAGUUGAGUCAUGUCCCCGGACCCCUGCAUGGCGUGUGUUCACCCACUGAGGAGAGAUGGCUGCUCUGGGCCCUGCAAAGCUCGUGGGGCCCAGGCAGAGGCCAAUGUCAUGUCCACCUGUGAGCCUCCUUGCCUCCGCCAUGUGCAUCAGCAGCGGAUGACAGACGCAGUCAGUGACACGGUGUUCGAGGCUGGGAAAUCCACUCCAGGCACUUGAGAACUGAGCUGCGUUUACUGGAAAGCCUUUUGGGUAACUAUGCUUUAUGCCCAAAGCUCAAAGCAAGUACCCUGCUGGAAAAGUGUACACUCCACACUUCUUAUGCUAGUCUAUGGAAACGGGCAUUUCUCUAUCAGAGGGAGAUCGAUCAAGCUAUUUUAUAGGUCAAAUCCAAAUAAAAGAAAUUUACUGGA
Molecule: messenger RNA, 3162 nt
Organism: Perognathus longimembris pacificus (Pacific pocket mouse)
Lineage: Eukaryota; Metazoa; Chordata; Mammalia; Rodentia; Heteromyidae
Gene: Phtf1
Product: putative homeodomain transcription factor 1
Exons: 19
Coding region: 483-2753 (756 amino acids)
Cellular component (GO): endoplasmic reticulum
Source: RefSeq, a predicted model, not a curated record